Molecule: messenger RNA, 2877 nt
Organism: Cynara cardunculus var. scolymus (artichoke)
Lineage: Eukaryota; Viridiplantae; Streptophyta; Magnoliopsida; Asterales; Asteraceae
Exons: 12
Coding region: 122-2806 (894 amino acids)
Molecular function (GO): protein binding
Source: RefSeq, a predicted model, not a curated record
UGUUCAAGAGCCGGGUCUUAUCCACUUCUUUCUUUCAGCCAACAUCAUGCCUUCUUAAUCCUCGUAAUCACUGGCUUAAUUCAAUUGACACACGAAGAUAACAGUAGUUGCAAUCAAAUCCAUGGCGAGUUUGCUAGCAUACCCACAAAUUCCUUUGAAUUUUACCACCAACAAUGCCAUUAUCGCCGGUCAUUCACCUUUUCCCGGCGGCCUUCAUCGAAAUGCCUUCGUUAUUCGUGCUUCCGCGGUGUCCCAUACUACUAAACGAAAGAAACAGCAGCAGAAGGAAGAUGAGGCUUCGUUGUUAUUAGCAACAACGACGGAAAAGGGACUGAGAUUAUUGUUUAUGGAGGAUUUGAUGGAGCGUGCAAGGAGUCGCGAUGUUGCCGGAGUUUCUGAAGUUAUUUACGAUAUGAUUGCAGCUGGUAUCAACCCGGGACCUCGGUCGUUUCAUGGCUUGGUCAUUUCUCAUGUGCUCAAUGGCGAUCAUGAGGGCGCUAUGAAUGCACUGAGGAGGGAACUGAGUGAAGGUCUUUGCCCUCUCCCUGAGACCUUUAAUGCAUUGAUUCGAUUGUUUGGUUCAAAAGGGUAUUCUACGAGAGGUUUAGAGCUUCUUGGAGCAAUGGAGAAACUGACUUUAGAUAUUCGCUUUGCUUGGCUAAUUCUUAUUGAGGAACUUAUUAGAAGCAACCACUUGGAUGAUGCCAACAAAGUAUUUCUAAAAGGUGCCGAGGGUAGACUCAGAGCUAGUGAUGAGAUUUAUGAUCUUCUGAUCGAAGAAGAUUGUAAAGUUGGGGAUCAUUCAAAUGCAUUGACCAUAGCCUAUAAAAUGGAGGAGGCCGGCAGGAUGGCUACCACUUAUCAUUUCAAUUGUCUCCUUAGUUGUCAGGCAACAUGUGGAAUACCUGAAAUUGCCUAUGCGACAUUUGAAAACAUGGUGUAUGGGGAAGAUUCUAUGAAACCCGACACAGAGACAUAUAACUGGGUGAUCCAGGCUUAUACAAGGGCAGAAUCUUCUGACAGGGUACAAGAUGUUGCUGCAGUACUUGGCAUGAUGGUUGAAGAUUACCGUCGUGUACAACCUAAUGUGAGGACCUAUGCUUGUAUCAUUAAUCAUUUCAGGCUAUUGGUGGAAUGCUUUGCCAAAUAUUGUUCAGUAAGAGAAGCUAUCCGACAUUUUCGUGCCCUUUCAAAAAUUGAUGGCGGGAUUAAAGCUUUAUACAAUGAAGGAAAUUAUGGAGAUCCUCUUUCUCUAUAUCUUCGGGCUUUAUGUAGAGAAGGAAGGAUUGUUGAGCUGUUGGAAGCUUUAGAAGCUAUGGCCAAAGAAAAUCAGACUAUUCCUGCCAGAGCAAUGGUACUUAGUCAAAAAUAUCGAACCAUGGUUAGCUCUUGGAUUGAACCUCUGCAAACAGAAGCAGACGUAGGAUAUGAGAUUGAUUACAUUGCCAGAUAUAUUGAGGAAGGCGGGCUCACAGGUGAACGCAAGAGAUGGGUCCCAAGAGAAGGAAAGACUUCAUUAGAUCCUGAUGUUGCUGGAUUUGUGUAUAAAAAUCCUCUCGAGACCUCAUUCAGACAAAGAUGUGUCGAGAAUUGGAAGAGGUAUCAUAGAAAGAUACUAAGAGCUUUGCGUAACAGAGGCCCGUCACUAUUGGGUGAUGUUUCAGAAUCUGAGUAUGUACAAGUUGUGGAGUGGCUAUAUCAUAUCCUUAAACGCCCAAACAAAAAUGCAUUAAAGCCAAAGGCUGCCAGUAAGAUGGUUGUAUCUGAGCUAAUGGAGGAACUUGAAGCACAGGGUCUGCCUACUGAUGGAAACCGGAGUGUGCUUUACCAGCGUGUUCAGAAGGCUAGAAGAAUAAAUCGGUCUAGAAACAAGCCACUGUGGGUUCCUCCUGUGGAAGAGCAAGAAGAAGAGAUUGAUGAGGAGGUGGAGGCGUUAGUAUCUCGGGUCAGGCUAGAAGAAGGGAAUACAGAGUUCUGGAGACGAAGAUUUCUUGGAGAAGGCUUAGAUGCUGAAUAUGGAAAGUCGACAGCAAUUGAAAUAGAAGUUUCAGAUGUCUCCGAUGAUCCUGAUGGUUCUGAGGACGUGACUAAACAGGGUGAUGAUGAUGAAGCAGACAAAGAGGAGGUAUUGGAACAAACCGAAAGCCAAUCUGGUGACACAGAAGUGGUCAAGGACAAGGAAGCUGUGGCUGCAAAUCCCCUUCAAAUGAUAGGUGUCCAAUUGUUUAAAGGUGAUUCUACACCAGCUAGAUCAAAAAAAUCACAAAAAAGGUUAUCCCGAAUUGCAAUGGAGAACGACGACGAUGAAGACUGGUUCCCAUUGGAUAUACAGGAGGCACUUAAGGAGAUGCGUAAUAGGAAAGUAUUUGAUGUAUCAGAUAUGUACACAAUUGCCGAUGCUUGGGGUUGGACAUGGGAAAUGGAACUAAGGAAUACCCCCCCUCGACGCUGGUCACAACAAUGGGAAGUAGAGCUGGCCGUGAAGCUAAUGGUGAAAGUAAUAGAGUUGGGUGGGAAACCAACCAUUGGAGACUGUGCCAUAAUUCUUCGCGCAGCAAUGAGAGCUCCUUAUCCUGCAGCCUUCUUAGAAAUUUUACGAACAACACAUAGCCUCGGUUAUGUGUUUGGGAGUCCAUUAUACGACGAGGCUAUCACGUUAUGCCUUGAUCUUGGAGAACUUGAUGCAGCUAUCGCAAUUGUUGCAGACCUGGAAACGAGCGGUAUCUCAGUACCUGAUGAGACACUCGAUAGGAUCAUUCAGGAUAAACAAACAUCUCGUGCUAAUGUAAAUGGUACAUCUUUGUAACUUGACCAACAUCUUUUACUGUUGUAUGCUUUACUUCUGAUUCCAAUAGAAACCAUCUUGCCUUUUUGAGU